CGUUACGGAUCCCUCCUCCCAGCUUUGCUCCGAGCUCAUCAUUUCCACCGGCUCAGUUCGGUUUUGUCUGUCAUGUUCGUGACUUUUGACUGAGCCUCAACGUGAUUUUUUAGUUUCUUGACGAAGACUGACAUCUUUAUCCGUACUGUUACCCUGUAAUAACUGUGAUAGUGCGUGUGCGAGUGCUUUUAGUGUGCGGGCCAAGCCAUCCUAACCAUGGCGGGCAGUUUUGAUUUCUUUGUGACAAACAUUGAAAUGGAUGGUAAUUUCCUGAAAUUGUGGGGCCACAAGGACAAGAAUAGUGCCCAGAAUGUGGAGAGGAUCAUUCAACAGAAGUUUCAAGACUUCGAGAAGGGGAUCGGCGUGCCGGACCCCCACGCCCUUGUCCCCGACCUACUGUGUUGCGCCCGCUACAAUGAUGGUGGCUACUACCGAGCCCGCAUCACGCAUGUGGACUGGAGCGCCGGCAUGGUGCUCUGCUUUUUCAUUGACUACGGCAACAGGGAGCGCGUCGCCAUUUGCGACCUGAGGACCGUUGAUCCUUAUGACGCGCUGCUCAAGCUGGCUCCUCAGGCUUCAUGUUACCUCCUCUCGAGGGUGGUGGGCUCCUGGGACCCACCCGCCCUCAACUUCAUCAAAUCUGCCAUCAUGUACAGUGAACUGAAAGGUGUCCAGGUGCAGUCCGUCGGCCAGAUCAACCUGUUGAAUCUGUACGUGGAAGGUGGCCAGGAUUUCGGGGAGUACCUGAUGCGGUUAGGGCUGGCGUCCCUAGUGCCUGCCGAGAACUUUGAGGUGAUGGUGUGGCGGUCGCUGGCAGUGGCAGUGCCUCAGGGCCUCGGCUGUCUUGGCCUCGGCGCCCUCCCUACCGCUACCGCGCCUGCCUACCCUUUUCCGUUGGGCCCGGUGGGUCCGGUGCUGCAGAGGCCUGUGUUACCUUUGCCAUCAGUCAUCCCUCCCCAGCCACCUGCCGUGUCGUCCAUUCCGCAUCGUCUCCCUGCUGUGGACAUGAAGGAAAGCACAGCAAGCCGUUUCCCGACGUAUCCGACGCUCCAACCGAACACUGAACACACAGCGUUUGUGUCUUAUUGUGACAAGAGCUCGUCAACAAUCUACUGCCAAUUAUCGAAAGACCAGCCACAACUGGAGGCCCUUUCAGCAGCAUUGAAUGACCCUGCUGUCACCAAAUUGGUUCAAUUAACCCCUCCAUAUAUCCCUGGGCGGAUUUGUGUUGCGAAGUACACUGAAGAUGAUCAACUUUAUCGGGGAGUCAUUACUGGUGUUACAGACAAAGUCAAUGUCUACUUUGUGGACUAUGGCAACAGUGACACUGUUCCGCCAUCUGAUGUGUUCGAAAUACCCUCAGACUAUUCCCAUCAUCAGGUGAUGGCGUUGCCUUUUGCACUUGCUAGCUGGAACCAAGCUGAUGUCUCUGAUGAGAUGUUUGAAAUUCUCUCUGAUCUUAUUAAUGAGCAUAAUGUUGUUCUUAAAGUCGCUGCCUCUCAGGAUUUAAGUACAAAGCAGCUCUGUGACCUCUUCAUUGAUGAAACUAAUGUUACUCAGCUUGUGAAUACAGAGCUUUUAAGAAGGAAACCAAAGUUGACUUUCCGGAACAUACAUUUUCCAACUCCUGGUGGGAAAGUUGAAGUAGUUGUGGCAUAUGUGAAAUCCUUGAACAACUUUUAUGUACAACUUGCUGCACAUCAGAAGGAUCUUGAAGAUAAAAUGGCAGAGGUGGACAGCUACUGUAAUGGUCCUGCAGCUCUUAUGAAAGCCGAAGACAUUGUACCAGGCGCACCCUGUUGUGCGUUGUUCCCCGCUGAUGGGCAGUGGUACCGAGCGAUGAUACUCAAUGCUAGCAUUGAGGAUCUAACUGUCAUGUAUGUGGACUAUGGCAAUGAGGAGAAGGUGACAAUAGCUGAUUUACGGGCAGCAAAUGAGUCAAUUGUGAAUCCUCUCCGUGCUCAAGCAAUACCUUGUCGGCUGACUGGCUUUGAUGUCAAAGCUGAUCAUCAGUUAGUUCAAAGGUUUGAAGAACUCGUGCUUGAGAAAACCUUCACUUUACAUGUACUUGAUCUGAAUGAGGAUGUCCCAUGUCUUUGGGUGAAGCUCUUGGAUGAAAAUGGCACUGAUAUAACUACUUCACUGAAGGCCCCAAUGCACCAAAUCAAUGGGCAUGCUAUUGCCCCUCCAGCGUCUGUUAAGGUAGCAAUAUCAGGGCCAGGAGAAAGAGAGGUUGUUCUGUCAAAAGAGAGCUAUCGUUCUAGGGAAACGACUGCCAAGCCUGUUAAUCACUAUCAAGAUCGAGACAGAACUAGGAACGCUAGGCCUAUUGAUCAAGACCUCAGCACACAAUGCCCUAAGAAGGACCCAGCGGCUUGGGGGAUUGGGGAGAAACGUAGGGAGAAACAUAGCGCAAUCGGCCAUUGUGACAGAGAUAAUGGAGCUUAUGAAACUGAAUCUCAGGCCUCAAGGAAGUGGAAUGAUGCUCCUCAGCAUCCCUCCAUCAAGUAUUCAACCAUUGCUACUGGUGAUAUCAAGCCUGUUGUCAUUGUUUUCUCCAAUGGUCCUACUGAUUUUAAUGUCCAGCUUCGUCCAACUGAUUCCAAGUUUGAAAUGUUGUCAGAACAAAUUGAAAAGUUGUUUUCUACUGGAGGCAGUACAUUGGGCCGCUCGCUUGUAGUUGUUGGCACAGCAUGUGUGGCCAGGUAUAAAGAGGAUGAGAGCUUUUAUAGGGCUGAAAUUAAGGAAGUCCGCAAGGAUGGUGCCCUUGUUCACUUUGUUGACUAUGGGAACAAUGAAGUGGUAAACUUUGAAGAUCUGAAGGAAAUUCCUGAUGAAUUCCUUGCCCUCCCAGCUCAAGCAUUUCAUUGUAGUUUGAAAGGUGUUUCUGAGUGCACGCAAGACAGCUUAAUCAAAAAGUUCAAUGAUUUGUUAGACUAUCAGAGCCUUGAGGCUGAAAUUCUUGACUUCAGAGACCAUCUUUAUCAUGUUAUCUUGAGAGACUCAAAUGAUUCCCUAACAAUCAAUGAGCAAUAUGGCGCAGCACUGACUGAUUUGCUCUCACCCAGCAGUAUUGUCUUUAGUCUUCCGCAGCUGAGCAUUUCAGAAGGUGAUUCGGCCGAUGUCACUGUCACAUGGUUCAAAUCGCCUGACAACUUUUACAUCAUGCAAAAAUCUUUUGAAGCUGAAUUUAAGAAGAUGAUGACAGCACUGCAGGAGGACUAUAAGAGUAAAGAGCCUGUGGCUACUCCAUCUAUUGGUCAUGUUGUUGUUGCCCGUUACACGGAUGGUGCAUUUUACAGAGCUGAAAUUGUAGUCAAGAAAGAUUCCAAGUUUGGAGUACAGUUCCUGGAUUAUGGCAACAGGUGCCUAGUGGCUCCAUCCUGUAUUUUCGGUCUUGAGCUGCAGCAUGCAGCUUUACCACCCCUUGCCAUUCAAUGCCAGCUCUUUGGGGUGAAGCCGAUUGGAAACUCUUGGUCAAAUUCUUCAGAUAUUCUCAAUUUGUUUCAUGGAAAUUUGAAGUGCUCCUUCAAGGAGCGUUCCUCAAAAGGCUUCAUAGUCAGUUGUAAUAGCAAUGGUCAGGAUGUGGCAGACCAGUUAAUUGUUGACAAACUAGCCAAAUCUUCCCUUCAAGAGGACCAUCAGACAAUUCCUCACAUCAAAGGAAAGAAGCGUGAGAUGCCUGUAGGCUCUUCUCAUCAGGCUAUUUUUGCCUACCUUGAAGAGCCUGACAAAUUCUUUGUUCAUCUGGAGUCUGAAUCUUCAGACCUUGAAAGUUUGCAGUCUGAACUUCAGGCAGCUGCUGAAAUGAUGCCACCACUAGAGGGCCCUGCAAUCCCUGGAAGUUUGAUUAUGGCGAUCUUUGAAGAUGCCUGGUACAGAGGCCUUGUCACUGCAACCACCAAAGUUUUCUUCCUCGAUUAUGGAAACACAGAGGACUAUCCAUCAGAUUCAGCAAGUGUCAGGAAAUUGCCUAAGCAUUUGGAGAGCUGGCCAGGAUUUGCUAUUCAAUGUCGGUUUGACAGGCCGGCAUCAAAGGUGUGGUCCCAAAAUGCUUCCGAGGAAUUGGUGAGGAUCUUUGAUCAGGAAGAGAAGCUGCAAUUGAAGAUUAUCUCGAAGUCUUUGGAUGAAGACUCGUUUGUUGUUAAUCUUGAUGGUAUAUCUGAGGGACUGCAUGACCUUUGGAGUGAUACAGUUGGUGUAGAUGACACCAAUCAAGAUUCGGUGCCAAUUCCAGUCCAUGUUGAGAAGCGUGAGAUGCCUGUAGGCUCUUCUCAUCAGGCUAUUUUUGCCUACCUUGAAGAGCCUGACAAAUUCUUUGUUCAUCUGGAGUCUGAAUCUUCAGACCUUGAAAGUUUGCAGUCUGAACUUCAGGCAGCUGCUGAAAUGAUGCCACCACUAGAGGGCCCUGCAAUCCCUGGAAGUUUGAUUAUGGCAAUCUUUGAAGAUGCCUGGUACAGAGGCCUUGUCACUGCAACCAACAAAGUUUUCUUCCUCGAUUAUGGAAACACAGAGGACUAUCCAUCAGAUUCAGCAAGUGUCAGGAAAUUGCCUAAGCAUUUGGAGAGCUGGCCAGGAUUUGCUAUUCAAUGUCGGUUUGACAGGCCGGCAUCAAAGGUGUGGUCCCAAAAUGCUUCCGAGGAAUUGGUGAGGAUCUUUGAUCAGGAAGAGAAGCUGCAAUUGAAGAUUAUCUCGAAGUCUUUGGAUGAAGACUCGUUUGUUGUUAAUCUUGAUGGUAUAUCUGAGGGACUGCAUGACCUUUGGAGUGAUACAGUUGGUGUAGAUGACACCAAUCAAGAUUCGGUGCCAAUUCCAGUCCAUGUUGAGAAGCGUGAGAUGCCUGUAGGCUCUUCUCAUCAGGCUAUUUUUGCCUACCUUGAAGAGCCUGACAAAUUCUUUGUUCAUCUGGAGUCUGAAUCUUCAGACCUUGAAAGUUUGCAGUCUGAACUUCAGGCAGCUGCUGAAAUGAUGCCACCACUAGAGGGCCCUGCAAUCCCUGGAAGUUUGAUUAUGGCAAUCUUUGAAGAUGCCUGGUACAGAGGCCUUGUCACUGCAACCAACAAAGUUUUCUUCCUCGAUUAUGGAAACACAGAGGACUAUCCAUCAGAUUCAGCAAGUGUCAGGAAAUUGCCUAAGCAUUUGGAGAGCUGGCCAGGAUUUGCUAUUCAAUGUCGGUUUGACAGGCCGGCAUCAAAGGUGUGGUCCCAAAAUGCUUCCGAGGAAUUGGUGAGGAUCUUUGAUCAGGAGGAGAAGCUGCAAUUGAAGAUUAUCUCGAAGUCUUUAGAUGAAGACGCAUUGGUUAUUUAUCUUGAUGGCAUAUCGGAGAGGCUGCCUGACCUGUGGAGUGAUGCUGUUAGUGCAAAUGACACCAUUGAAGACUCAGUCCCAGUUCCUAUUCAUAUGAAGAAGCGUGAGAUGGCAGUUGGAUCAUCACAUGAGGCCACUUUUGCCUUUUUCGAUGAACCGGACGUAUUUUAUGUGAACCUUCAGUCCGAAGCUUCCGAUCUCGAAAACGUGCAGAAACAGCUGCAAUUGGCUUCUGGAAACAUGCCACCUCUUGAGGGACCAGCAACUCCUGGAAGUUUGAUAAUGGCGAUCUUUGAAGAUGCUUGGUACAGAGCUCUUGUCACUGCAACCAACAAAGUUUUCUUCCUCGAUUAUGGAAACACAGAGGACUAUCCAUCAGAUUCAGCAAGUGUCAGGAAUCUGCCUAAGCAUUUGGAGAUCUUUCCUGGAUUUGCUAUUCGAUGUCGGUUUGACAGGCCAGCGUCAAAGGCGUGGUCCCCAAAUGCUUCCGAGGCAUUGGUGAGGAUCUUCGAUCAGAAGGAGAAGCUGCAAUUGACGAUAAUCUCAAAGUCUUUAGAUGAAGACUCGUUUGUUGUUAAUCUUGAUGGUAUAUCUGAGAAACUGCCUCUCCUGUGGAGUGACAUCCCAGUGGAUGUUGAUGUCAUUGCCAAGGAAGAAGACUGUUUGAUGGAUGGUGUUGGGGUGGGAUGCAAUAUUGUUUAUUUGACCUCCCCUGAUGAGUUUUAUGUGCACCUUGACUCGGAUGCUGAGAAAUUGGAGCACAUUGCACAGGAACUGCUCCAAGCGGAUGGUUUUGACACCUCUCAAGAUUGGUGCGAAGGAGAUACAUGUGCCGCCUUAUUUGAUGAAGAUGGAGUUUGGUAUAGAGCUAUGGUUGUUAGUGCGACACCACCAUCUUAUAAAGUGCGCUUUGUUGACUAUGGAAAUGAGUCUGAAUCUCAUGCUUUAAGGAAGCUCCCUGAGAAAUUGCUGGAGCUACCACCACUAGCCUACCACUGUGCUCUGCCCAAACCAAAAGAUAUCUCCUGGUCAUGUGAUACUGCCAAAUCAAAAUUGGAGACUUUGGUUGAUAGCUGUGAUUGCAAGUUUACCAUUGAGCUCCUCACCAAAGAAGAGCCAUACUUGGUUUCAUUAUAUGGAAAUGGAGUCAAUUUGAAUUUAGACAUUGCUGUGUGCUGUGGGUAUGAUCCUGAAAUAAUUCGUGCUCACUUGUCUACUCUACAAGUGUCCAGAGGCAAAACAAUUAAACUGACAACUCAUCUCGAUGACAUUGAAACCCAGGUUGAUGAACAUCAAGAUUUGGACUUGAAUGUGACCCCUCAUCUUCAUCCUAAUGGAAGUGUAGUAAAUGAAUGCGUAGACUCGCAAGGAAAAGGGGAGCAGUCAGCUGCAGCUGAUGUGGCACAGAUAGUUGAGAUUGGAAUACCUGAUGUAGUUCUUCUAAGGAGCCAUUGUGAUAAUGAAGUCAAAUCUGGAGAGUCAUUGAUGGCCUGUGAGUCCGGCAAUGGAUUAGGGUCAGUAAGUGAUGCCUUCACUGAAGAAGCUGAAACACUGGAAAACCUGUCUGCUAACGAUAAAAUUAUUGGAAAUGCUGAAGAACUUGCACCUAGUGACUCAGCUGUCUCGUUAAUUUUAAACUUGAGUGAGCACUUGGCAGAAUCUGUUGAAAUUGGAUCGGAGGAAUAUCCGCCAAGAGACAUUCGGGAUGAGGAAGUGAAAUUUGAAGAAUCAUUGACAGUGUGUGAGGUUGAUGAUGGGACAGGGGCCUUAAGUGGAGCCUACAUCAAAGAAGCUGAAACACUUGACAAGCUGUCUAUUAACAACGAAUGUGCAUCAAGUAUACUUGUUGAAUCAUUAAUGUCGGACUUCAGUGAGCGUUUAGAAGCAUCUAAGGAGGCAGAUGCAACUGAGUUCGGAUUGGCUGAAGAGUGUCCGCAAAGUGACACUUGUGAUAAUGAGGCCAAAUCUGAGGAGUUCUGUGAGGUUUUUGGUGUGAUGAGGGCAUCUAGUGAAUCCUGCUCUGAUCACGCUGGAACACUAGACAAGCUGCCUACAAUCGAUGAAGUUGUUGAAAAAUCUGAACCUGCACCAUCACUCUCAAUAUUGAGUGAGCAUGUUGCAGUUUCUGAAGAGGCAGAGGCAGUUGAGAUGAGAUCAUCUGAGGAAUGUGUAUCAAGGAACUUGAGUGGUAAUGGAGCUGACAAUCAUUUUGUUAACGAUGUAAUCGAUAAAUCGGACUUAUGUUUAUUAGGAGACUCUGAUGAAGUUAAGUCAGAUGUGUCAUCAACAGUAAAUAAUAGUGAAGAGCCAUGCAUUUCUGAUGAAGUUGAAAUUCUUUUUGAGGCUCUGAAAGUGUCAUCCUUGGAUGACUCCGUGGUGGAGAUAACGGAGACUCAGAUUCCUGUCAUAACUAUUGAUGAUUCUGAUGUUGAUGACAAUAACUGUCUGCCCACCAAUACCCCUGAUGAGAUGCCAGACUUGAUCAAUUCUGUGAACUCUUUGUCAGUUAGUAAUUCUGGUGAUCUGCAGUGUGAUAUUGAAGAAGACACGAGUACACCUUGUUUUGUUGCAUCAUUACAUACUUACCCAAACGCUCACAAUUGUGAGUUAGACAUUGAUGGUGUACACCAUGGAUUUUCCAAGGCAAGCCCCUCUGACUUCAACUUAUUAGAAAUGGCUGCAGGGGCAAAGUUUUAUAUCUUUGAUGACUGUCAAGAACACAACAAUCUAGUUGUGACUGUGAAAUCAUCUUAAUUAUUCUCAUUUCUUACACAUCUUUUUUUCCUCUGACUAUUUCCUUAUGUGUUAUUUGAGUGUUUUAAUGAUAUUGAUAGCAAUUCUUUUAUCUUCAGUUUAUUAUUAGAUAAAAUUUGUAGGACUGAAGUUUUGUAAGUAAGAGCAGUCAAUGAGAACAAAUUGUAUGUAUAUUUUGGUUGUUUUAGGUAUGUUGCUCAAAUAAAGAAAACUAUGUAAAUAAAUAAAAGUAUAUUGUUCUUAAAAAAAUUUGCAUACAUCUUGUAACAGAAAUAAAAGUGAAGGUCAUAGUCUCAUAACAUCUUUCUGAAGAAAUGCUUGGGUGGAAAUUUAUGUACUUUGUAAUGAACAGAAUAGGGAUUUUGAGAAACUUGUUGACCUAAAGGAAUAACACCCCUGAAGAAAUAUUUUAUUUUCCUUUGAAUAGAAUUUGAAUCUAAUCCAUCAAUGAGAUGUUAUUAUUGGCUUCUGCCAGUGCUCAGAAAACUUAUCCUUGACAUGUGCGAAUGGAAACUGAAGCUCAUUUUAUAUGGCUUAUUAAAUGCAGAGUCUUAAGUGGACAUCAAAUUA
Messenger RNA from Thrips palmi, 8631 nucleotides. RefSeq names its product maternal protein tudor-like. Bases 217 to 8061 code for a protein of 2614 amino acids. The transcript is spliced from 14 exons. Lineage: Eukaryota; Metazoa; Arthropoda; Insecta; Thysanoptera; Thripidae. The record is from RefSeq and is a predicted model, not a curated record.